Molecule: messenger RNA, 513 nt
Organism: Dovyalis caffra
Lineage: Eukaryota; Viridiplantae; Streptophyta; Magnoliopsida; Malpighiales; Salicaceae
Source: the annotation of a GenBank genome assembly
AUGAAAUUCAUGAGACCUGAAAGUUUGAGUCCUAAGGCAGAAAUUCCAGCAAUUUCUGCACCUCCAUUUCAACUCCACUGUCCUUCAAUGACAAGGUCACCAUUGCUAGAUCACAUAGCUCCCAAAACUCCCAAAACACCCAAAAGUCCUUUAGCUUCGCGUCUAAUGAGUACUCCUAUAGCCAGUCCCAUGAAGAAGGCAAUUACAAGCAUGCAAUGUUACUUGAAAGAGGUUGGCCACUUCACCAAGCUUGAUCCCCAGGAGGCAUGGCUUCCAAUAACCGAGUCUAGAAACGGUGACGCAUACUACUCGGCAUUUCACACUUUGGGCUCAGGAACUGGAGUUCAAGCCCUUGUUCUCCCGUUUGCUUUCACCACUCUUAGCUGCACCACAGGGCAACAUGCUGCUGAUGAUAUUCCAACACCUUUUGAGGUUGUUGGCUUUGUUAAUCAAUCAAACACAUCGAAAGCUAUUCAUCCAUCCAACGAUAUGCUCGUCGAUUUCGUUAGUUGA